Molecule: messenger RNA, 5337 nt
Organism: Spodoptera exigua (beet armyworm)
Lineage: Eukaryota; Metazoa; Arthropoda; Insecta; Lepidoptera; Noctuidae
Source: the annotation of a GenBank genome assembly
CUAAACUAAAAAAUCGACGUCAAACAAACAUGUCAGUCACAUAAUGGCGGAGGUUGUGUUAUUUUUUGUGAAAAGAUAAUGCCUAAAUGUGUUUGAAAAAUUAACUGAGCGACAGCAUGCUCUCUCUUUAGUUUAUUAAAAUCGUAUUAAAAGACAAAAUAAACGUAAGCAUUUAGUGAUAAAAGUAAUGUUGCCAUAAGUAUGGAAGUAAUGAACAUUGCGUCGGAAGUGUUAUUGAAUUAGCUCGUAAAGUAGGAGUGCGGUGCAGGGCGGCGCCGGUUAGUUGCCACCAUGGGGGCACAGCAGGCGAAAGAACGCGGCACGGCCAGUGGUGCGUCCAUGCGGUCGGCCAGGAGCAAGCCGCGCGUGCCCAAGGACCCCCGCAUGCUCGGCUCGAACAUUUUCACAGAACAUAGCGAAGCUCUACUGCAAAGCCGGCCGCUGCCUCAUAUCCCUGACCUGCCCGACGGGGACCCCGGGCCGGGCACGCCGCAGCCGCUUGACACCGCCAACAGGUGGACAUCGAAGGAGAACCUUCUAGCGCACCACGAGGAGGACGACCCGCAGCUGUUCGUGGCGCUAUAUGACUUCCAGGCGGGCGGCGAAAAUCAGCUUAGUCUCAAGAAAGGUGAACAGGUGCGAAUAAAGAGCUACAACAAAAGCGGCGAGUGGUGCGAGGCGCACACGCUGGGCGGCGGCGUGGGCUGGGUGCCCAGCAACUACGUCACGCCUGUUAACUCGCUCGAGAAGCACUCCUGGUACCAUGGACCAAUCUCACGCAACGCCGCCGAGUACCUACUUUCUUCCGGUAUCAACGGCAGCUUCCUGGUGCGCGAAUCCGAGUCCAGUCCCGGCCAACGAAGUAUCUCGCUGCGAUACGAGGGCCGAGUCUACCACUACCGCAUUAACGAAGACUCGGACGGAAAGGUGUACGUGACAUCCGAGUCCAAGUUCGGCACGCUGGCGGAGCUGGUGCACCACCACUCGGUGGUGGGCGACGGACUCAUCACGCAGCUGCUGUACCCGGCGCCCAAGCGGAACAAGCCGACCGUGUUCCCGCUGGCGCCGCCCGACCACUGGGAGAUCGACCGCACCGACAUCGUGAUGAAGCACAAGCUGGGCGGCGGCCAGUACGGCGACGUGUACGAGGCCGCCUGGAAGCGCGGCAACAUCACCGUGGCGGUGAAGACCCUGAAAGACGACACGAUGGCGUUGAAGGACUUCCUAGAGGAGGCGGCCAUCAUGAAGGAGAUGCGGCACCCCAACCUGGUGCAGCUGCUGGGCGUGUGCACGCGCGAGCCUCCGUUCUACAUCAUCACGGAGUUCAUGUCGCGCGGCAACCUGCUGGACUACCUGCGCACCGGCAGCCGCGACUGCGUGCCCGGCGCCGUCGUGCUCAUGUACAUGGCCACGCAGAUCGCGUCCGGCAUGAGCUACCUCGAGAGCCGCUCCUUUAUACACAGGGACCUGGCGGCGCGCAAUUGCCUGGUGGGCGAGAACCACCUGGUGAAGGUGGCGGACUUCGGGCUGGCGCGGCUGAUGCGCGACGACACGUACACUGCGCACGCCGGCGCCAAGUUCCCCAUCAAGUGGACGGCGCCCGAGGGGCUCGCCUACAACACCUUCAGCACCAAGUCCGACGUGUGGGCCUUCGGCAUCCUGCUCUGGGAGAUCGCCACGUACGGCAUGUCGCCUUACCCCGGCGUCGACCUCGCCGACGUGUACCACAUGCUCGAGAAGGGCUACCGCAUGGAGUGCCCGCCCGGCUGCCCGGCCGCCGUGUACGAGCUCAUGCGCGGCUGCUGGCAGUGGAGCCCAGCCGACCGGCCCACCUUCCGCGACAUCCACCACGCGCUCGAGCACAUGUUCCAGGACAACUCCAUCACCGAGGAGGUAGAGAAGCAGCUGCAGGAGGGCGGCGCCGCGUGCCCGACCGGCACUCCGCAGAUGUCGCUAAAGAAGGCGGGCGCGGGGGGCGCGGCGGGCGCGGGCGAGGGCCGCGCCGUGCAGAUGCGGCGCCCCACUAACCGGCGCGGCAAGCAGGCUCCCACGCCGCCCAAACGCACCAGCUUGCUGUCGUCGUGCAGCUCGUUCCGCGAGUCGCAGUACGCGGCGGACGACGCGGCGCCCGAGGACCCGCCGGCGCCGCUCAACGGCGGGGGCGGAGGCGCGGGAGGGGCGCGGGGCCGCGAGGCGUCCUCCGAGGGCUCGCUGGCGGAGGGCACGCCCGACACGGACGAGUCGGGUGGCGAGCCACGGCACCGCAACAAGCGGCGCCACCACGCGCACCACGCCCAGCACGCCGCGCCGCCUGACCAGCCCCACCACAAGCAGGGGGUCCAGGUGGCGGCCCUCGAGGUUCAGAACGUAAAACGUGCCAUCAACCGCUACGGCACGCUACCGAAGGGCGCGCGCAUCGGCGCCUACCUGGAGUCCAUGCGGCAGUCAGUGGCGGGGGGCGCGGGCGCCGCCGGCGGGGGUGCGGUCGGGGCGCGGGACGAGGCGCGCUCUCUGUCGCCGCGCACUGCGCGCGCGCAGCCCCACAUGAUCCGCUCUAACUCGUCGGGCGGUGUGACGGCUCCCGCGCCGGCGUCGCCGCGCGCCCCCCGCGCCGCGCCCCCGCUGCGCUCGUUCGCGGACAGCCCCGGCAAGCCGCGGCCCCGGCUGGCCGAGCUGGAGUUCCCGCCGCCGCCCGCCGACCUGCCGCCGCCGCCCGAGGACCCGCAGCCGCCGCCGCCGCCGCCGCCGCCCGACUGCUGCCGCGACGCGGGCACCGACACCGGCGACCGCGGCCUCGACGCGCUGCCGCUGCCGCCGCCCCUCGCCCACGACCGCGACGACGAUAAACUCGCCAAGAAGAACAUGAAGGAGAUGCUCGAGCUGAAGCUCGUCGCUGAGAUUAAGGAGCGCGCGGAUAAGAAGAAACAUCGGCAAAAGGACUCGCCGCCGCCGGACGAGCUGGUCGACAUGCACACCUCGUUCGGCGACCCAGUAACACGGCUCGUGUCCGAGCUGUCAGAAAGUCUCAACAUGGACGCCUUGCGCCGGAAGCCUGAGACAGCUACAGCCGCCGCCCGGCAUCACGACGACGCCAAAGAAACUGUCUCACCGAUAGAUCUCAAAGCCAGUCUCAGGAAAACUGCAUAUAACAACAGUGUCGACCAAAAAAGUACUGAGAUAAAAAAUAGCACUGAUUUUAAGGCUCAACUCAAAAAAGUUGAGACAAAUAAGAAAAACUUGGCCACAUCCAAAGAUGUGGAGGAGUCUGGACGCGCAAUCAUUGACUUCAAAUCUCGGUUGCGGAAAGUAGAGAGUAGCACGCCGGCCACCAACGGCACCAGCAAGAAACCGGAGCGGUCGCCGGAGGAGCAGCGCGACGAGGAGCGCAAGCGCACCGAGAGCGGCUCGCUGGAGACCAGCGGCGGGGACGACGACGACAAGCGGCGCAGCACCGGCAGCAUCAGCAGUCUCAAGAAGCUGUGGGAGAGCAAGGAGACGGACGAGCGGCUCAGCCCCAAGGCGCGCUCGCGGCCCGACGAGCCUGACGCGUCGCCGGAGGAGCGAGGCGCGGGCGUGGCGCGCGCCGGCUCCGUGGCGCGGCGCCGCGACGACAAGCCCGCCGUGCCCUGCAAGCCGCCCGUCAAGGGCAAGCCCGCCAAGCAGGGCAUCUACGCCACGCCGCUGCAGCCCGCGCCCGACGACGCCGACGACGCCGACCUGCUGGCCGCGCUGCGCAACACUCUCGAUUGGUGCACUAACGAGGUGCGUCGCGGCGGCGGGCGCGGCUCGCUGUGGCGGCUGCAGACGUCGGAGCGCGUGGCGCGGCUGGGCGGCGCCGUGGCGGCGGCCGGGGACGCGCGCCGCUGCUCGCCCGCGCUGCGCCUGCAGCUGCGCGCCGCCGCCGCCCGCCUCGACGCCGAGGCGCGCGCGCUCGCCUCCCCCGCGCCCCACAACCACCACCUCGCCGACGGCGUCGAGCGCGCGCUCAAGGACCUCGCCGACAUCGUGCACAGAUAAGCGGCCGCUGCGCCCCCAUCCCGGACUGUACAGCGCGACACGCGCGUCCCCGCAUCGUCUCCAACGUCUAGAUACUAUCUCAUCGUCAGUAUAAAUGUAACUGAUCUCAAAAGGAACGCGUAGUUUUUGUAGCAACAUUAAUUACUUGGUAAGUGAACGUUACUCCUCGAUAGAAGGCGAGGCGACAGCUCGCUGCCUGCAUCGUCAGUGCCAAAUGUAUGUACACUCGUACAUUCCUCUACUCGCGAUACACACUCACUUGGUACUGUUCUGUUUAGCAUUUAAAUAGUAAUAUUGUACUACGUAGUAAGUAUACACGAUAGAAGACUCGUUCUACUCGGACCAAUAUCGAUGCUUCUGUUUGAACGUGGCAGUGCCGUCACUCAAAGACUGUCUUCAACUCGUUUGUAUUGGGCCUAUAUAUACGGUAUCAUGUACUUGCAUUGUAUACUUAGUUAGCGUCUUCAUUGGACCAUCGCUACAUUCGAUAUACCAUUCUAUAUACAUAUAAUUAUAUAUAUUACUUUAAUGUAGUGCGAACAAAUAAAUUGUCAAACAUGAAGUAUUUUAAGUUAGCGUACUGUGAUACGGCUUAUAAUGUAAUAAUAAUUAUGCUCAAUAUUUUCUUUAAUAUAAUUUGUAUUAAUCGAAGUUGUAAGGUAUUUGAUUAAACAACGGAUCGAUGGCAGUUGCAUGUUAGCGACGCCAUUACUGUAUCAUGUCUAUGCUAGUCUUUAUUAUUGUAAUAAAUGUACGUAAGUUGUCUGCAAUAGGAAUGUGUACAAUUCUUCAGCCUAUUUUAGUACCUACUCAAUGUAUCAUUAAGAGUUUUGUAUAAUACGAGAAGCUCGCCACGCCCUCUGGCCGUCCGCUGCCGCCGCGUCCGCUUCAUGGCCGCGAUGUUGUUGUUUCAUGCCAAAAACAUAGCAUUGGCAAGUGAACAUAUGAAAGCCGUUUGGUGUUAUUGGAAUAAAAUGUAGUUUGCUUUCAGUAAACUUGACCAUUUACAGUAUUUAAAGUACCCUCGCUCCAGUAGUCAUUGUCGUGGUUCUAUAAAGCACCCUGCCAGCGCGAGGCCUCAUACAAAAAGGCGAUGCGAGUGGCAGCGGCGGCGGGCGAGGUCGGGCUGACACUUAGUUAUCGUAUCGUGAAUACCCGCCAUAGUGCCCGCCCGGGGCUCGCUACUAUAUCAGCUUGUGCAGUUUGUAUCUCUGCUCUGGAUUGCACCCCCUUAAGUCCCUCCUAUGUUAAGUAAUAGAAUCCAAAGAUACAUAACAGGUGUCCAACUGUAAUGGAAAUUAAAUGAUUUCUUUAAAACAA